Molecule: messenger RNA, 4739 nt
Organism: Pongo pygmaeus (Bornean orangutan)
Lineage: Eukaryota; Metazoa; Chordata; Mammalia; Primates; Hominidae
Gene: KLKB1
Product: kallikrein B1
Exons: 16
Coding region: 2557-4473 (638 amino acids)
Biological process (GO): proteolysis
Cellular component (GO): extracellular region
Molecular function (GO): serine-type endopeptidase activity; protein binding
Source: RefSeq, a predicted model, not a curated record
GGAGUUUUAUUUUUUCAUAUGUUUUCAUGUUACUUAGUGUCCUUUUGUUUAAACUUGAGAAUUCCCUUUAGCAUUUUUUGUAAGGCAGGUUUAAUGGUGUUGAAAUCUCACAGCUCUUAUUUGUCUGGUGAUAUGAUUUGGCUCUGAGCUCCCACCCAAAUCUCAUCUCUAAUUGCAAUCCCCAGGUGUCAAAAGAGGGACCUGUUGGGAGAUGAUUGGAUCAUGAGGUGUGUUCCCCCCAUUAUGUUCUCAUGAUAGUGAGGGUAUUCUCAUGAGAUCUGAUGGUUUAAAAGUGGCAGUUACCCCUGUGCACAUGCUCUCUGUCUCUCCUGCUGCCUUGUGAAGAAGGUACCUGCUUCCCCUUCACCUUCCACCAUAAUUGUAAGUUUCCUGAGGCCUCCCCAGCCACAAGGAACUGUGAGUCAUUUAGACCUCUUUUGUUUAUAAAUUACCCAGUCUCAGGUGAUAUCUUUUAGCAGUGUGAAAAUAAACAAUACAGAGAAUUGGUACUGGCAGAGUGAGGUACUGCUAUAAAGAUAAUCUGAAAAUGUGAAGGCAACUUUGAAACUGGGUAACAGGCAGAGGUUGGAACAGUUUGGAGGGCUCAGAAGAAGAUAGGAAGAUGUGGGAGUUUGAAACUUCCUAGAUACUUGUUGAAUGGUUUUGACCAAAAUGCUGAUAGUCGUAUUGACAAUGAAGUCCAGGCUGAGGUGGUCUCAGAUGGAGACGAGGAACUAUUGGGAGCUGGAACAAAGGUCAUUCUUGCUAUGCUUUAGCGGAGGCUGGCAGCAUUUUGCCCCUGCCCUAGAGAUCUGUGGAACUUUGAACUUGAGAGAGAUGAUUUAGGGUAUCUGUCAGAAUAAAUUUCUAAGCAGAAAAGCAUUCAAGAUAUAACCCGGCUUUUUCUGAAAGCGUACAGUCAAGUCGUAUGCCUUCACAAAGAGAUGGUAUGAAAUUGGAACUUACGUUUAAAAGGGAAGCAAAGCAUAAAAGUUUGGAAAUUUUGCAGCCUGACCAUGUGGUAGAAAAGAAAAACCAAUUUUCUGAGGAGAAAUUCAAGCCGGCUGCAGAAAUUUACAUAAGUAACAAGGAGCUGAAUGUUAAUUGCCAAACAAUGGGGAAAAUGUCUCCAGGGCAUUUCAGAGGUCUUCAAGACAGAGGUCUUCAAGGCAGCCCCUCCCAUUACAAGCCCAGAGGCCUAGGAGGGAAAAAUGGUUUCAUGGGCCCCGCUGCUCUGUGCAGCCUUGGGACUUGGUGCCCUGUGCCACUCCAGCUCCAGCUGUGACUAAAAGGGUCCAUAGCUCAGGCUGUUGCUUCAAGGGUGCAAGCCCCAAGCCUUGGUGGCUUCCAUGUGCUCUUGGGCCUGCAAGUGCACAGAAAACAAGAGUUGAGCUUUGGGAGCCUCUGCCUAGAUUUCACAGGAUGUGUGGAAACACCUGGCUGUCCAGGCAGAGGCCUGCUACAGGGACACAGUCAUCAUGGAAAACCUCUAUUAGGGCAAUGCAGAGGUGAAAUUUGGGGUUGGAGCCCACACACAGAAUCCCCACUGGAGCACUGCCCAGUGGAGCUGUGAAAAGAGUUCCCCCAUCUUCCAGACCCCAGAAUGGUAGAUCCACUGACUGGAAAGUUGCAGGCACUCAGUGCCAACCCAUAAAGGUAGCCAUAGGGGCUGUACCCUGCAAAGCCACAGGGACAGAGCUGCCCAAGGCCUUUACAGCCCACCCGUUGCAUCAGCAUGCCCUGGAUGUGAGACAGGGGCUCAAAGGAGAUUAUUUUGGAGCUUUAAAAUUUAAUGACUUCCCUGCUAGGUUUUGCACAUGCUUGGGACCUGUGGCCCCUUUAUUUUGGCCAAUUUCUCCCAUUUGGAAUGGGAACAUUUACCCAAUUCUGUACCCCCAUUGUAUUUUGGAAGUAACUAACUUGUUUUUUAUUUUAAAGGCUCAUUGAGGGAAGGGACUUGCCUUGUCUCAGAUGAGACUUUGGACUUGGACUUUUGGGUUACUGUGGAAUGAGUUAAGACUUUGAGGGACUGUUGGAAAGACAUCAUUGGUUUUGAAAUCUGAAAAGGACAUGAGAUUUGGGAAAGGCCAGGGGAAGAAUGAUAUGGUUUGGCUCUGUGUCCCCACCCAAAUCUCAUCUUGAAUUGUAAUCCCCACAUGGGAUUACAUGGGAGGGGCCUGGUGAGAGUUGAUUGGAUCAUGGGGGUGGUUUCCCCUGUGCUGUGAUCUCAUGAUAGUGAGGGAUUUAAAAGUGGCAGUUUCCCCCACACAUACACACACUCUCUCUCCUAUCACCUUGUGAAGAAGGUGUCUGCUUCCCCUCUGCCUUCCAUCAUGAUUAUAAGUUUCCUGAGGCCUCCCCAGUCAUGGCUGAACACGGAUAGGAUGUUCAUGGAAUAUGUUGACAGGACAAAAAGUUGAAACUGUUGGCAGAAACCCAAAGUCAAUAUUGAAGCCAAGCAAAAUAUUGCCUGCAGUGCCACAUUAAAACAGCUUGAAGACCGUUCAUUUUUAAGUGACAAGAGACUCACCUCCAAGAAGCAGUUGUGUUUUCAGAAUGAUUUUAUUCAAGCAAGCAACUUAUUUCAUUUCCUUGUUUGCUACAGUUUCCUGUGGAUGUCUGACUCAACUCUAUGAAAAUACCUUCUUCAGAGGUGGGGAUGUAGCUUCCAUGUACACCCCAAAUGCCCAAUAUUGCCAAAUGAUGUGCACAUUCCACCCAAGGUGUUUGCUAUUCAGUUUUCUUCCAGCAAGUUCAAUCAAUGACAUGGAGAAAAGGUUUGGUUGCUUCUUGAAAGAUAGUGUUACAGGAACCCUGCCAAAAGUACAUCGAACAGGUGCAAUUUCUGGACAUUCCUUGAAGCAAUGUGGUCAUCAAAUAAGUGCUUGCCACCGAGACAUUUAUAAAGGAAUUGAUAUGAGAGGAGUCAAUUUUAAUGUAUCUAAGGUUAGCAGUGUUGAAGAAUGCCAGAAAAGGUGCACCAAUAACAUUCGCUGCCAGUUUUUUUCAUAUGCCACCCAAACAUUUCACAAUGCGGAGUACCGGAACAAUUGCCUGUUAAAGUACAGUCCCGGAGGAACACCUACCGCUAUAAAGGUGCUGAGUAACGUGGAAUCUGGAUUCUCACUGAAGCCCUGUGCCCUUUCAGAAAUUGGUUGCCACAUGAACAUCUUUCAGCAUCUUGCGUUCUCAGAUGUGGAUGUUGCCAGGGUUCUCACUCCAGAUGCUUUUGUGUGUCGAACCAUCUGCACCUAUCACCCCAACUGCCUCUUCUUUACAUUCUAUACAAAUGCGUGGAAAAUCGAGUCACAAAGAAAUGUUUGUCUUCUUAAAACAUCUGAAAGUGGCACACCAAGUUCCUCUGCUCCUCAAGAAAACACCAUAUCUGGAUAUAGCCUUUUAACCUGCAAAAGAACUUUACCUGAACCCUGCCAUUCUAAAAUUUACCCAGGAGUUGACUUUGGAGGAGAAGAAUUGAAUGUGACUUUCGUUAAAGGAGUGAAUGUUUGCCAAGAGACUUGCACAAAGAUGAUUCGCUGUCAGUUUUUCACUUAUUCUUUACUCCCAGAAGACUGUAAGGAAGAGAAGUGUAAGUGUUUCUUAAGAUUAUCUAUGGAUGGUUCUCCAACUAGGAUUGCGUAUGGGACACAAGGGAGCUCUGGUUACUCUUUGAGAUUGUGUAACACUGGGGACAGCUCUGUCUGCACAACAAAAACAAGUGCACGCAUAGUUGGAGGAACAAACUCUUCUUGGGGAGAGUGGCCCUGGCAGGUAAGCCUGCAGGUGAAGCUGACGGCUCAGAGGCACCUGUGUGGAGGGUCACUCAUAGGACACCAGUGGGUCCUCACUGCUGCCCACUGCUUUGAUGGGCUUCCCUUACUGGAUGUUUGGCGCAUUUAUAGUGGCAUUUUAAAUCUGUCAGACAUUACAAAAGAAACACCUUUCUCACAAAUAAAAGAGAUUAUUAUUCACCAAAACUAUAAAGUCUCAGAAGGGAAUCAUGAUAUCGCCUUGAUAAAACUCCAGGCUCCUUUGAAUUACACUGAAUUCCAAAAACCAAUAUGCCUACCUUCCAAAGGUGACACAAACGCAAUUUAUACCAACUGUUGGGUAACCGGAUGGGGCUUCUCGAAGGAAAAAGGUGAAAUCCAAAAUAUUCUACAAAAGGUAAAUAUUCCUUUGGUAACAAAUGAAGAAUGCCAGAAAAGAUAUGAAGAUUAUAAAAUAACCCAACGGAUGGUCUGUGCUGGCUAUAAAGAAGGGGGAAAAGAUGCUUGUAAGGGAGAUUCAGGUGGUCCCUUAGUUUGCAAACACAACGGAAUGUGGCGUUUGGUGGGCAUCACCAGCUGGGGUGAAGGCUGUGCCCGCAGGGAGCAACCUGGUGUCUACACCAGAGUCGCUGAGUACGUGGACUGGAUUUUAGAGAAAACGCAGAGCAGUGAUGGAAAAGCUUGGAUGCAGUCACCAGCAUGAGAAGCAGUCCAGAGUGUAGGCGAUUUUUACAACCUGAAUUCAAGUCAAAUUCUGAGCCUGGGGGUCCUCAUCUGCAAAGCAUGGAGAGUGGCAUCUUCUUUGCAUCCUGUCAUAGGGACAAAAGACACAGUGCACUCAGAGCUGCUGAGGAUAAUGUCUGGCUGAAGCCCGCUUUCAGCACGCCAUAACCGGGAGCUGACAAUGCAAGGUCGCAACUGAGAGCUCCAUGAUUGUGUGUUGUGAAAUAAAAUGGUAAAAGAUCACAA